CGGCCCCGCCGCCGUCACGUGGCCGCCGAGUUUUCUCAUCCCGCAGCGGUAUGAGGAAGUCAGAGCCGCCGCCGCCGCCCGCAGCCCGGGCGGGCGCAGCCUCCGCCGCCGCCUCGCCGCGGCGCGACAUGCUGGCUCUCUCCGGCACUCGCCUCCCGGCGUGAAGCCCCCGCCGGCGCCGCCGCCCCGAUGGAGCAGCCCCCGGCGGCGGAGGAGUGGCAAGGGGCGACCCAGAAGAGGAAGGCCUGGGCCAAGAGCCGCGACUCCUGGCAGGCGUCGGAAGCGGAGGAUUUCUCGGCAGCGGCGCCGGCCCGCGGCGAGGAGGAGGAGGAGGAGGAGGAAGAAGAGGAGGAAGAGGAGGAGGAGGAGGAUCUCGGCGGCGGCGAGCUGCCGCUGGCCGCAGGAGCAGGCUGCCACAGCGUUCCCAACGAGAAGAUCGCGAUAUGGCUGAAGGACUGCAGAACGCCUCUGGGAGCCUCCCUGGAUGAGCAAAGCAAUCCUCUGUUGAAGGGCAUGCUGGUGAGAAAUGGAGGAAGUUUUGAAGAUGACUUAUCCCUGGGAGCCGAAGCUAAUCAACUACGGAGUGAUACCCAAACAGAAACAUGCAAUGGUGUACUGGCAAAGGACAGGAGGCUGCAGUUCCAUCAGAAGGGGAGAAGUAUGAACUCUACCGGCUCUGGAAAAAGCAGCGCGACUGUUUCAAGUGUUUCUGAAUUACUGGAGCUUUAUGAGGAAGAUCCUGAAGAAGUGCUCUAUAACCUCGGGUUUGGAAGAGAUGAACCAGAUAUUGCUUCCAAAAUUCCAGCGAGAUUUUUUAAUUCAUCAUCAUUUGCCAGAGGGAUAGAUAUCAAAGUGUUUUUGAAUGCCCAAAUACAGCGAAUGGAAGUGGAAAAUCCAAGUUUUGCUUUAACAAGUCGUUUUCGUCAGAUUGAAGUGCUUACUACUGUGGCCAAUGCUUUUUCUUCUUUGUAUUCUCAAGUCUCUGGGACUCCUUUGCAGAAAAUUGGUAGUAUGAAUUCAGUGUCUUCCAGCAAAGAGGCAUCCAGCCCUCCCCCUCUGAAUCGCAGCAACACAGCCAGUCGGUUAAUGAAGACCUUGUCAAAACUCAAUCUGUGUGGCACACAGCAAGCUGAUGGCAGCAGCUCCUCAAGUCCUUCACCUGUUGAAAAAGGGAAAAGUCCAGCUGAAGUAGGGAGUGAGGAAAGUGAUGUUAAAAAUGAAUCUAAAUUGCCAAAAUGUCCUAAAAAGAAAGACUGUCCCUCUUUUUUGGCUCCUGUAAAGGAGGAGAUAGCCGGCAGUCAGACAAAGGCUGCAAACGCAGAGAGACCUGCGCACCUCCCUGCUGUGGCUGAUGGUGCUCAGGAGGGUUCUGCGCCUCCAGCUGAUGGGCAGGGGGGCAGGUUGGCAAAUGCCCAGGAUAGAGCAUGCGAAGAGCCCGGUCUUUUGGACUCGCCAGGCCUCAGCAGCAGUUCCAGUACCUCCGACAGCAGUGUCCUGACACAGAGACUGUGCACGGCAUCGCCAGGGAGGGAUCCCUGCGCUCCCCUUGCAAACCCGUCCAUAGUGAACCUAAUGCUGCAGCAGAAGGACUCCUUUGAGAUGGAAGAGAUCCAGAGUACAGAGGGGGAUCUACCUCACGUUUCAGCUACACAUCAGCUAGCAGUGACCAAGUCAAGGAAAGAUCAGCUGUUAAGGACAGCGAGUCAGCACUCUGACAGCAGUGGCUUUGCUGAGGACUCUACAGACUGUUCUCCAUUCAAUCAGCUUCAGGUUCAGGAGUCUUUGCAGGGCAUGGGAAGCAGUGCUGACAGCUGUGACAGUGAAACAACUGUGACAUCGCACAGUGAGGAACAGAAGACACCGAUAGCCAAGGAACUGCCCUGUUUUGAUAAGUUUGAGGAGGAGGAGGAGGAAGAUGAUGAGGAGGAGGAUUAUGACGAUGAUGAAGAGGAUAUUAUCUCUCAAGUAGAGAGACGAAAGGUAGGGGCAUCUUCUGAUAGCAGGAGGAGUGAAGACAGAAAAAUUAGUGACUGUAAAACUGAACAAAAUCAAGAACAAGAAAGCAAGUCAUUUCAUAUAUCAGAGACAGUCCAAGGAGGGGUCAGCUCUAAUGAGAAAGACACUUCCAGUGAGCAAAAAGAAUCCGACCUGCUGGAGGAAGGCAGUGUGUUUGAGUUUCCACAGUAUCAUACACACCAUAUCCUCAAGUCAAUGCAGUCUCUGGAAGGUGAUGGCUCCUCCACAUCAUCUGUGGACAGAGUUCAGGUUGCCUUGCAAAGAGCUGAGAUGAGGAUAAUGAACUCACCUGAGUCCAAGGCCAGGUGCACUCUGCUUAAGUCGAAAGAUCUUCUGAGGAAGCAGAGACUCUGGUUUGCUGAAUCCGGCUAUCCUCUAAGGCGGUCUCAGUCUCUCCCAACUGCAUUGCUGAAUCCAGUCAAAGUGGUGUCCUCUGUGAAUGUUCAGUUAACUCCAGGAAAAGAGACUCUCUGCAGUCCUCCUUCUUUUACCUACAAGUACACACGAGUGGAGGAAGACAAGGAAACAGCAUCUGAGAAUGACAGAAGUGAGGAUGAGGCAGCCUCCAGCCAUCCUGUGUGCAAAUCCACACUGUUUAUUGCGCCUUCGUCCUCCAAGAAAGAGGUGCCCCAGGCUGGGCCCAGCAGGCUGUCUGAGGAGCUCAGUCCCACCAGGGUACAGAGCUGCCCCCUGCACAUGCCAGCAGCCAUGUCCCGGUCCACGUGCUCUCUCCAUUCCCUCCCCACGGAGUGGCAGGACAGGCCGCUGUGCGAGCACAUGAGGACGCUCAGCACCCACAGUGUCCCAAGCAUCUCUGGCUCUUCCUUCAGUGCCAUGCUUUCCCCCUUCAGCUGCCCCUUCUUUCCAAGGCAUGGAGUUCCUCAUCGUCCUCCUGCCAUGAACCCACCCUCCACUGUGGAGAUGCAGCUACGCAGGGUCCUACAUGACAUCAGAAACUCUCUGCAGAACCUCUCGCAGUACCCAGUGAUGAGGGGUCAGGACCUUUCAGCUGCCACUGGUUACACUACUCAGAGAUCAUCCAUUCUACCUCUCUACGAAAAUACUUUCCAGGAGCUGCAAGUGGUGAGGAGAAAUCUAAAUUUAUUCAGAACCCAAAUGAUGGAUUUGGAAUUGACUAUGUUGCGUCAACAGACCACGGUUUAUCAGCACAUGACAGAGGAGGAACGAUUCGAAGCUGAUCAGCUGCAGAGCCUGAGGAAGUCCGUCCGCAUGGAGCUGCAGGAGUUGGAGAUGCAGUUGGAAGAACGUCUGCUUGCCUUGGAAGACCAGCUCAGAAGUCUGCACAUGUCUUCACCUUACAGACCUCAGGCACACAUAGGUAUGUAUGGAAGCAGAAGUGCUGAUAAUCUGUCAUGUCCUUCUCCAUUGAACGUCAUUGAACCGGUCUCUGAGCUCAUUCGAGAACAGUCAUUUCUGAAGUCUGAACUGGGUUUAGGACUGGGAGAGCUUGGACUGGAAACUCUCCCAGCAGAGGGUACAGAGUCGGUAUUCUCCCAUGGAAACUCGGAUUCCUCUUCGGUGUGCUCUGGUCACACAGGUAGAAAAGCUAAGAGUCAAAGCAAGAAGUUGUACCGAGCCUCUGUUGCCUUAACACCAACUCCCCCGCUGAGAGCAGGCACUGGACAGCCAGUGGAAAGCUCUGAGGAGCUUGCAGACUCCAAGCCAGAGGUGGAGCACAAACUUGAAAAAAUCCCUCUCAUGCCUUCAGUUGAUGAAAUCCACAAAGCAGUGGAGCAGGAGGAGCUGCAACAAGUCAUACGGGAGGUGAGGAAGGAGGGGCUGAGAUCUGGGAUGUUUGAACUGAAUUUUCUGAAACCUAGAGACAAGGCUGGCUGUAACUCCUGUCCACUGAUGUUCCUGUGCUGUGUCUGAAAGCUCAGAACAUGUCACUAGGUGUUGGAGCCACAGCUCUGUUUAUGUGCAAAGCAGUGGAUGUUUUUUUCAGUGGAAGUGGUUAGCAUGUAAAUUAAUAGCUAAGUAUGGCUGGGAAAGAACUUGCUGUCUCUACUACUUAGUUAAGCAGCAGUAUUGCAGAUUCCCAAGUGAAAAUUUCUGUCAUGUUUGCUUGUUAAAAUGCCAGACUGGAGUUCAUUGAGCGGUGAAAUAACGUUUCAGAAACAAUGCUGUAGUAAAUGCUAAGCGUACUUUCUAAUCCCUCUGCCCCAACCACUAAGGACUAUAGGAAUGUGAGUGAAACAGGCUGAAGGCAGGUGGGAAGUUAUUUCAGAGUUUGAGUGAUUUUGGACCAGUCGUAUUGGACUAGUUUUAUUGGCAGUCAAUGAAAGUGAGGAGUGCUUAGUUAUUUUUCCUGUGGGUCAAGUUAAGAAACACGACUAAAACUGUGUUUUCUUAGUGGCAUGACAGAAAAGCUCUCUGGCAAGUAGUAUAAACGGGGAAAGGAAGCCAAAGAAACUACUUGUUCUGAAAAGAAGUGCCUGUGGAAAAUUGGAGCGAACUUAGCUCUGAAAACAGAAAUGGGAAUUGAGAACUUGUAGAUUUUAUUCUCUCUUCUUCACAAGAGAAGGACCACUUAGACUUUAGCCAAGGGUCACUGGACACUUAGCCUUCAGCUUGUCCCUUGAAGCUUUUGUAUGGCACUGCCAUAGACCACUGAAGAUUAGGUAAGAUGUUGUGCUUAGAAAUGUACAACAGGCCAGGCUGUAAUGCCGUGGUGCCUUCCAGGUCUGUGUGUGUUGAAGCAGUGGAUAAUUGGAACCAGCUUUACCUUAGAUUUGUCUGUGAAAUGGAUGAGAUGCAUGCCACUCAACAGAAGAGUGGCACAUGAGAUAUUUAGCACACCUUGCACUGUGCUUCUGAUUCUGCAGUGAAGCCAGGAUGGCCUUUGUAUCCAGGCUGUCUGUAAAAAUCCACCUGUCAGAGCAGUGGUGUCAUGGUGGAAGGUUGCUAAAGGAGAAACUGAGAUAGGAAGGAGAACUGUAAUUCAAAAGCACUGCAAAAGCAAGAGAGACAAAAAGAAAGUGAGCUGAAGUCAAAGGACAGAAUUAUUUCAGUCAAUAUUUUUUCUGAGGUUAGCCUCUGUGAAAGUUCCUCUUUAGCUUCAUUAGUUGACAGCAAAUAAAGAUGUGUACUCUUUGCACAGAGAUUGUUAUUUGGGUGUGUGGCACUGAGGACAUUGUAAUGCUGAAAGAAUCCACACUGAACUGAGAGGCUACUAUUCAAAGAUGAGUAGUCAGCAAACAACUGAGCUUGACUCGCUUUGUGAAUAUUUGAGCACACAGAGAGAUUGUCCCUCAGUUUAACUUCAUUGGCAGUGGGUUCUGGAUCAACUCAAGAUUUUCUCACCAUGAGGAGUUUUGCAGGUCAGAGUGGAGAUGCAUUGGCUCAAAGCACUUGGUAGAUUUUGCAGAGCCAGAGCAUGCUAUUAAACACAUAUCAGGAAAAUGUUUAUUGUUUCAUAAGAGUUAAAACAGAGCAUACAUUGAAAUUAUGCCUUGCUUAAAUAGCCCUGUUGUUAGCUAAGGAAUUACAGUUUCAUUGUCAAAAGAAAGAAAUCUGGUAGGAUGCAUUCUUGAGGUAUGCACUCACAAAUAUUAAACCCUUGCUCAUUCCUCCCAUUCUCUGUAGCUGUGUGACCUUGUGUUGGGAAGGGAGAAGCCAGGCAGUGGGUGUGAUAUGCCUGGGUGGGCUGUAAUGCAUGUGAACUUUGACCUGUAACUAUUUGUUCCAUGAAAAAACCCAUGGUGUUCACUUUUGGCAAUAAUGGACUAACUCCCUUGGAAAAACACUCAGCAACAUGAAGUGUUAAAAUAGCAAACAGUAGCUCUCUUGAUGAAAUGCAGUCUGGCCUCCACAGGAUUAUCACAUGCAGUACUUACUGCUUGACUUGUGUAAGUCACAGGGUCACUAGAAGGGCCACCAGCCCCUCUCGCUCUGCUCUUCUCCAGUUUAAAAGAUGUGCUGGUUCAAAGAUCUUUCUGCUUAUGAGCAGUGGAAGUUCUGAUUUUGCUAACAGUUCUUCAUUAUAAAUGACACUUAAUGAAGUUACACUUUAAGGAAAGGUAUGAUUUUCCUGUCAUCAGCUGCUUUAAGAGGCUGUAAUGAGUCUUAAUGGGACAGAGAUGGUCUGGCAGAGAAUCAUCCCUUUUCCAUUUUCCAUUCAAAUCCAUGUUAGCUUAGCAUCUCUCAGAAUGUCUGUAGGUUGUUGACAUGUGCAGGCGUUGGGUUCUUCAUCUUAUUAUCUUGAGCAUGAAAUCUCACCAGCUGCUGCCAUGAAGAAGUGGCAUGGGAAGAAAACUGAGUAGGAAGCAAUUCUUUGAAUUAUAGAAAAUGUACUUAAGAUCAGAAGUAUAAGCACUGUGAAAAGCCUUGUUCCCAUUUUUCAUUAGUUGGUGAAGAAUACCUAUCUCAAAAUUUGCCACAAGUGGUGCACUUCACUCUCAAUCAGUUCCUUAUUUAGCAGCAACAUAAUAUUGCAGUAAUGGUAAUUCUUUCCUAGGAAAAGAGGUAAUUGUUUUACCAUUGUAAAAAUGAGAGUGAUACUGUGUUUUCAAUGCAAUAUUGAGUAUUGGUGUUGUAUCAGUGUAGUAAAUAUAGCAUAAAUGAGUGGUUCUCCCAUUUUUCAAAUGAUCAAUUUUUCAUUCACUUGUUAAAAAGUCAUUGAUGGAGCAUUCAUUGACUGCUUUUCUGUCUUCUGUACAGAGGGAGCCUUGGCAGGGGGCCGUGUGCUCCGCAAAUAGAGCAAAUAGAAGGUGCACCUUGCCUUAAAUCAUUUAUAAUGAAAAAGGCAAAUAUUGGCCAUUGGUCACGACACGCGCGUGGUACUGAGUCACUGCAGGAGUCAGUGCUGGCUCACCACACAGGAGUGACCUUGCUGAGUCUGGGAAAGAACUGGGAGGGGGAGGGAGCAGAGGCUGUGAAAAGAGGCAGUGGAGGGUGGCCUUGUUGUUGUCCAGACAGGAAGGUGAGAAGCAGAGGACUCAAAUAAUCAAGGUCAAGCCAGAAGCUUUGGAAGAGCUGAGAAUAGAACAGGAGCUGCUUUGCUUCCAGUCUCUACUUUGUUACAAGACUGUCUGUCAUACUAGAUCCUUUACUUGCUAAUUUGGGAAGCUUUUAUGAGCUUUUUUUUGGAAAGUGAGAUUUAUUUUUGUCUGUGUGUUGAGAGAAGGGUACAAAAUGACUGUUCUGUAGCGUACUCACAGACCCACCCCAUGAGAUACUAAAGAAGAAAGAUGGAGAGAGCACUGGGGGCUCUCUUAUGCCUGCUGGACUGUUGCGGUGCUGUGUGCAGGUUCCCUCUGCUUGCAUUUCUAAAUCCCAAAGCCCUUACCAUGCUGACAGUGGUUCUAGAACUUUGUACAUCAGUGUGUUCAUCAGCAUAGACAUCCUCUGGGCUUUCGGCUGUUGGUGAAACAGGCUCUAUUGCACAAUGGCUUUUCUUUUGUCUGUUAAUCAGCAAACAACCCAACUGGAAACCUGUUUCCCAAUAAUAUUGUAGUCUCUGAAUUUCUGCUUGAUGCAAAGUAGUAAUGAAAUGAGGAACUUUGCCACACUAAUGGUUUAGGGAUUGAAUUGCCUGCCAAAGAGAACAAGGGAUAAAUAACCUGCUGCUAAUGCUGCUGCCACCCUUCUGACGUUGUUGCUUAAUCCUUUUGACGCACCAGGAAAAGGGGAGACUAACAUGAAAAAGAAAAAUGUAUUGCUUAACUGGGAUGCUGAGUGCUUCUGUGUGACCUUAGGCCAGGCUCUGGCUCUUACCCCCCUGCACCUUCUCACAGUUGUUGUCCUCCUCUGUCCUUGGAUCUGUAUCUUACUUGUCCCUCCUGAAGACCAUCCAAAAAAAUAAGUUAGUGCCAAAGAUUUCCUGUACUUGCAAGAAGCCCAUGCUGUUUUUCUUUGUCAUUCUCUGCUCUUUUCCAGCAUAAUAUGCUUUUGUAGAACUGUGUUUUGCCUCCUUUUCACCUUUGUUUUCUUUACUGUAGCAAUCAGUGCUCUGCUCUUUUUUGUUGUAGCCUCUGCCACACUCACAUGCACUACUGGAAACUCCUUGGUGUGUUUUAUAUAAAACUUAAUGAGUAAAUGCUUUGUCACAAUCCUGUGAAAAAUAGCCUUCACUGGCAUAGAUUAAACCCCUGUGGCCCAUUGAUGAUGUGAGCAACUGCUGAAAUUCUUUGUCUUUCCUGCUAAAAGUAUGCAAUUAGGAUUUGUCUCCUUUUCAAUUCUUUGAAAUCAACAGGUUGUGUUCAUGGACUUGGACCUGUUCUGCUGUGUAAUCCAUUUGUGAAAGGGAUCAAUCCUGCCUUCCUUUUCAAGAGAAUAAUAGCUUGUCAAAAAGUAGUGCAUUUGGGAUGCUUUUGACGUAUAUAUCCUAAAAUGUUUUUCUUCAGAACUUUGCAUAGUUGAAAUGUAUUCUUUUCUUAGCAUAAAAACCAGAUAUCCUAAGUGUAAAACAUAAACAUAUUUGCCAUCUGGAAGUAUAGAACUAGUUUAAUUUUCGUUUAUACAAUUUGCAAGAAUUUCAAAAUUACUUACAGUUAUUAUUUCAUUUUUCUAAUGUUUUUUCCAGUCACAGUUUUGAAAGUUGAAUUUUAUGGUGCAUGUUGGUAGUGUCAAACAUAUCUGCAAUAUCAUUUAGUUUUAUCCAUUGUUUAUAUAAAUUA
Motacilla alba alba is the source of this 8654-nucleotide messenger RNA. RefSeq names its product ITPR interacting domain containing 2 (gene ITPRID2). The coding region runs from base 190 to 3909 and encodes 1239 amino acids. Gene Ontology annotation, molecular function: signaling receptor binding. The transcript is spliced from 18 exons. NCBI's taxonomy places the organism in Eukaryota, Metazoa, Chordata, Aves, Passeriformes, Motacillidae. The record is from RefSeq and is a predicted model, not a curated record.